Molecule: messenger RNA, 3003 nt
Organism: Boleophthalmus pectinirostris (great blue-spotted mudskipper)
Lineage: Eukaryota; Metazoa; Chordata; Actinopteri; Gobiiformes; Gobiidae
Product: anoctamin-9
Exons: 25
Coding region: 152-2488 (778 amino acids)
Biological process (GO): chloride transmembrane transport
Cellular component (GO): plasma membrane
Molecular function (GO): protein dimerization activity; chloride channel activity
Source: RefSeq, a predicted model, not a curated record
UGAGGCGGCGUGCGCAUGGUGCAACAUUAUAAAUCAGAGCACAGCAACAGGCUACAUGUGUUUACACCGCCGACAGCUCUGGUAGUCUGGUUCGUGGUGCUUCUUUGGCAUUGAAUUGACAGCUCGUUUCUGCAUUCAGCGCCCUAUCAUCAUGCAGAAGGGUCACAGGAGACAGGCCAGUAUUGAAUUCCUGGAGUUGAUGGGAGUCGUGAAGGAGAAUGGCAGUGAUCAGACGUCCUUUCCUCCUGUGCACACUCCGCUCUCAUAUGACUAUGUGCUGGUGGCCAAAACACUGGAAAACCAAGAGACACACGCCUACAAGAAACAGACAAAAUUUAUUGAAGAGUUAAAAAAGAAGAAUCUCAAAGUUACAAAAAUUAUAGAUGAGGAUCUGGUCUUUUAUGGGAUUCAAGCGCCAAAAGAGAUUUUUGAUAGGUACAGGUAUCUACUGAAAGUGUCUGACGCCUGUAACUGGAGCUCGGACCAAAACAAUGUGCCCCUCAGCACCAGGAUAAGGAUUGUCCAUUUCAUUCUGAAUCACACUGAACUGCCUAACACGGGAGAGGGCAUACGAGAUCUAAUGAAGAUGAAGGUUUUUGAGGCUAAAUUCUGUUUACAUGAGAAAAAGAAACAAAGGGAGCUGAAGGAAAACUGGGCUCGAUGGACAGCCUGUCUCCAAGGGCAACCCAUAACUGCUGUCAGGAACUACUUUGGGGAGAAAGUGGCCCUCUACUACCUGUGGCUGGGCUGGUACACGUAUUUGCUCAUCCCACCUGCUGUCAUUGGGGUCAUUGUGUUUCUCUAUGGACUGGCCUUCUUCAACACUUCACCCUUAAUAAAGGAGGUGUGUGAGUCAGACACAGUCAUGUGUCCUCUUUGUGAUAAAAGAUGUAAAGUCUGGAUGCUCUCUGAAACCUGCACUUAUGCCAAGGUGACACUUCUCUUUGACAACAAUGGCACUGUGUUCUUUGCGAUGUUCAUGGCAAUUUGGGCAACUCUGUUUCUUGAGUUUUGGAAGCGUCAUCGUGCAUGUUACGUCUGUGAGUGGAAAGUGUCAGACUGGUCAGAAGAGGAGGAGGAACUGAUCCUGCAAAUCGUGAACAAUGUUAACUGUGAACCCCGAAAGUACAAGCACUCUUACCUGCGAAGUACACUAGUUUUGAUCUGUGUGACAUUAAUGAUUCUGGUCAUCAUUGGUCUGACUCACGCCUUGGUGGUUUUUCGAGUGAUUGCGGCUGUGUUUUUGGCUGAAGGAUCGGAGUUUCUGAGCACACACUCCAACAGUGGGGCCAUGAUGUUGGGGGCUCUUUUUCAUUAUGUCAUCAUUAUUGUCAUGACAAGGAUAAACAGGAUUGUAGCCAUGAAGCUGUGUGAAUUAGAGAAAACCAGAUCAUUUGCUGAAACUGAAAGAAGCUUCACCAUCAAGAUGUUCACCUUUCAGUUCUUCACUUAUUUCUCCUCACUCUUUUAUGUGGCAUUUUUUCUUGGCAGAAUAAACGGUCAUCCUGGUGGUUACGUGCGCAUAGCAGGAAUAUGGAGACUUGAAGAGUGUCACCCCAGUGGAUGUCUGACUGACUUGUUUAUCCAAAUGGCAUUUAUAAUGGUACUGAAGCAAACCAUUAGCAAUGUCUUUGAGUUCACUGGCCCGUGGUUUUCACGCUGGUUGAAGAGGAGAAGGACACAGAAACUGCAGAGAAAAUGUGGUCACUGUUAUCACAAAGAUGACACCCUGGACUCUGGGUCUGAACUGUGUGAAAGCUGCAAACUUCGAGACUGGCUCAGCAACUACCGCCUCAAUGAUGUUGACUCUUUCAGCCUUUUCAAUGAGUUUCUGGAGAUGGUGAUCCAAUUCAGCUUCACCACUAUUUUUGUGGCUGCAUUUCCUCUUGCUCCUCUACUUGCACUCCUCAAUAACAUCAUAGAGAUACGGUUGGAUGCUAUUAAGAUGGUCACUCUGGAGAGAAGACUUGUCCCAAAGAAGACCAAUGACAUAGGUGUAUGGAUACAUGUGCUUGAAGCUAUUGGAGUUUUAGCUGUUAUUGCAAAUGGACUGGUCAUUGGAGUAUCAUCAGACUUCAUUCCUCGACUGGUGUACCGUUACCUCUAUGGUCCCUGUGCCAAUGGAACAGCUACAGAUACUGAUUGUAUGGAGGGAUACAUCAACAACACCCUUUCUAUAGCACAUGUCAAAGACCAGGGCAUAUACAAUGAGUUCUCAGCAAGUCAAAUGGUGACCCCUAGUGGGAUGAAUGUCUCGUAUUGCAGCUAUAAAGACUAUCGGAGCAAUGAAGAUUACAGUCUGACCCCUCAGUACUGGUUAAUUUUGGCAGUGCGGUUUGCAUUUGUCAUCUUGUUUGAGCAUGUUCUUGUCAUCUGUAAAUUCAUAGCAUCCUGGUUCAUUCCAAGCGCUCCUAUGGAAGUAAAAAAUGACAAAUUGUUUGAUAAACUCAACCGGCUGAAAGAGGAACUCAAGUCAUUUGAAGCAUAAUAGCCUUAUGACCCUGUUGCCUUGUGCAUUAAAAUGUGUUGACAGUCAAUGCAAAAUGCGUGGCUGGGCUGUGAAGUAUUCACAGUGUCCUGGGUUACGAUCUGAUAUGAAAUACAGGCCAAUGGACUCACAAUGUGAAACACUCUUAAACUGUAUUAAGUGCUCAGUUACAGCUUUGGGCAGGGCGAGUAUACGCUUUUUCAAGGAUGCAAUGAUUGUAUACUGCUGAAUCCCUAUACUCUGUAAUGUGCUUUUUGAAGGUUUACAUUUUUAUACUGCUCUUGCACUGUACGUUAUUACAGUGUUGCCUUAUUUAGUUUGAGCCUUGUGAUACAGUGUCAUGGUAAAUGGUCACAUUUUUAUAUAGUGCUUUUCCACCUUUGAGGCACUCAAAGCGCUUUUCAUCAAGUGUCAUUACUGCCAUGCCAAUUAAUGUAAACUACUGAAGUAUGUUUUUUGUUUUGUUUUUAUUAUUUAAAUUAUAUGUUGAUUAAAAUAUAUUUCUGUCCUGGUCA